GUCUUCAACCCCAGGAUCCUUUGUCAGCACACUCCAGAUUAAAUACAGGGAGAGAGAGUCCCAAUUUUGUUAGCUGAAAUUGGAAAAGUUUUGAUUUUUCCAAGACUGAUAAAUGUGUAAAUUUGUAAAUAGCAAUGGUGAGGAUGAUUUUAUGGGCCACUGAGAGGAGCCUGAGGGUUAGAAGAGAAAGGAUCAUUGAGGGUUUAGCAGAUUGAGGGAAGCAGAGGGAAUGGCACAGAAGAGGAAGGUGGAGGUGACUACUGAUAUUGAUGAUGAGAGUGAUAGAGUAUUGUACUCUGUUUUCAGAAGUGCUGCUGGUGGCCUCUCUCAUCUCUAUUCUCAAGCACUCAAUCAUCACAAGGUUGCCUUUGAAGCUGGACAGAGACAUGCCCUUGAGAAACUGAAUGAGUGGAUGACAGUGAAGCAUCAAGAAGGAAUGCUGGUCACCACAGCUGAUAUUUCUGCCUAUCUGCAGGCUGUUUACGGAUCCACUGCCUCCAUUUGCAGGUCAGCGUCAUCAUUUUGAGUCAACCCCCCAAAAGGGACUUCAUCAGUUGAAUGAGCUGAACAGUGUAUCACUUCCAACUAAUCCACUCCAUGGCAGGCAGAAUGAGGCGGAUUUGUCUUUCUCUACUUCCCUCACGCAGAGCCAAGAUCGAGACGAAAAUGCAUUUUGUUCUCUUAGUUCAGAAAUGGAGAUUGAAGAAUCUCCUCAUUAAUGGUGAAGGAGUCCUCUCAUUUUCGGUCUCUUUCCUUGUGUUGUUCAUAUUGAUCAUCCAUUUCAUGAGGGCUGAUAGUUCAUCCACCUGCCAUCUUGUCCAGUUUUGCUAGUCAUGAUGUUUGUCUCUCUUCUUUUUAUACAGUCGCAGGUCUUGGUUUCGUUUGUAUUGUGGGUUAAAUCUGAGGAAAUUCAACCCUCAGUUAAGACCAAUGGAUGGUUUACAAACUACAGUUUUUAUAUAUUUAUAGAGAAAACAGAAUGUGUAUUACAUAUUUAUAAAUUACUCAAUAGUUUUGGUUAUAGACUUCAAAAACUCAA
This is a messenger RNA of Vitis riparia (riverbank grape), 1039 nucleotides long. RefSeq lists its product as uncharacterized. The transcript has 4 exons. The coding region runs from base 230 to 526 and encodes 98 amino acids. NCBI's taxonomy places the organism in Eukaryota, Viridiplantae, Streptophyta, Magnoliopsida, Vitales, Vitaceae. The record is from RefSeq and is a predicted model, not a curated record.